GUGAGGUUGCUACUGAAUUUGCUUUGGGAGAGGUGCGUCAGUUCCGCCUCUCCGGCGCUUCCAAACUUCCUGGGUCCACUAGGGACCUGCAGCGACCCGGUGGUUUAGGGGGAAAGAGGCCUGGGCGGAGUAUACAGGUCAUAGGUCUGCGUUUCGGUGGUUUCCAGCUCAAGGGUUAUUAAUGAAUAGUGGCGCUGUGAACAUUCGAGUAUGGACUCACAACCGUCAUCCCUGUAGAUGAGCACCGUCCUGGGCUACGUUUCAUGCCUUUUUCCUGCCUUCCUAGGCACCCUGCAAGGUGCAGCUCUGUCUUCCUGGGAUCUGUGCAACGUAGGACUCUGCACGCGCCCAGAAGUAGGAGGACACAUGACCAUGGUCAGGGAGACGGUGACAUUCAAGGAUGUGGCAGUGGUCUUCUCAGAGGAGGAGCUGGCGCUGCUGGACCCUGCCCAGAGGAAGCUGUAUGGGGACGUGAUGCUGGAGAACUUCAGAAACCUGAUUUCUGUGGGUGAGCACAGGCCCUCUAUGGGAGGAAAGAUCCAAAGUAAGAUGAAGACUGUUUUAGAAACAGAACCAUCUGAAGAGCUUUCCUGCUGGCAGAUCUGGCAACAGAUUGCAAGUGACUUAACCAGGUGUCAGGGCUCCAUGAUAAAGAGUUCCCAGAUCCCCAAACAAGGUGAUUCACCCCGACAGGUUGGGGCAGGACAGUCUGUAACUCACACAGGCCAGAAACCUGAUCAGUCUAGUGAACUUAAGAAAUAUUUCAGUGAUGUCUCCAGCCUUGAUCUUCAUCAACAAACACACUCAGGAGUGAAGUCUCAUAUAUGUCGUGAGUGUGGAAAAAGCUUCUGUUAUAGUUCAGCACUUCAUAUUCACCAGAGAGUUCAUCUGGGAGAGAAACGCUACAAGUGUGAUGAGUGUGGUAAGGAAUUUAGCCAGAGCUCAUGUCUGCAAACUCAUCAGAAAGUUCACACUGUGGAGAAGCCGUUCAAAUGUGAGAAGUGUGGGAAUGGCUUCUGUCGUAGAUCAGCACUUAAUGUUCAUUAUAAAUUGCACAUGGAAGAGAAACCUUAUAACUGUGACCAAUGUGGAAGGGCCUUCAUUCAUGCUUCACAUCUUCAGGAACAUCAGAGAAUCCACACUGGGGAGAAACCCUUCAAAUGUGAUAAAUGUGGUAAGAAUUUCCGACGUAGAUCAUCACUUAAUAGUCAUUGUAUGGUCCACACAGGAGAAAAACUGUUCAAAUGUGAGGAGUGUGGGAAGUGUUUCUUUUGUAGCUCAAAUCUUCAUAUCCACCAGAAGGGCCACACACGAGAGAAACCUUAUAAGUGUGAGGAGUGUGGGAAAGGCUUCAUUCAGCCUUCGCAUUUUCGGGCCCAUCAGAGAAUCCAUACUGGAGAGAAACCAUAUGUAUGCAAAGUGUGUGGUAAAGGCUUUACUAUGAGUUCAAAUCUUCAGGCACAUCAGAGAGUCCACACAGGAGAGAAACCAUACAAAUGUGAUGAGUGUGGGAAGAACUUCGGUACAAAAACCCGUUAUCAAGUUCAUCUGGUAGUCCACACGGGAGAGAGACCCUAUAAAUGCGAGGUAUGUGGGAAGGACUUCAGUCAGAGAGCAUACCUUCAAUCCCAUCUAAAGACCCACAGUGUAGAGAAACCUUACAAGUGUGAAGAGUGCGGACAGGGCUUCAAUCAGAGUUCCCGACUUCAGAUUCACCAGCUGAUCCAUACUGGCGAGAAACCACACAAAUGUGACGAGUGUGGGAAGGGAUUCAAUCGUAGAGCAGAUCUCAAAAUUCAUUGCAGAAUCCACACAGGAGAGAAACCAUUUAGUUGUGAAGAGUGUGGGAAAGUAUUCAGGCAGGCUGCAAAUCUUCUGGCCCAUCAGAGAAUCCACAGUGGAGAGAAACCAUUCAAAUGUGAAGAGUGUGGGAAGAGUUUCGGUCGCAGUUCACACCUCCAAGCCCAUCAGAAAGUCCACACUGGGGAAAAGCCGUACAAAUGUGAGGAAUGUGGGAAGGGCUUUAAGUGGAGCUUGAAUCUUGACAUGCAUCAGAGGGUCCACACGGGAGAGAAACCGUACAAGUGUGGGGAGUGUGGUAAGCACUUCAGUCAGGCCUCAAGUCUGAAGGUUCAUCAGAGUGUUCACAGUGAAGAGAAACCAUACAAAUGUGAUGUGUGUGGCAAGGUCUUCCGCCACUCUUCACAGCUGCAAUCUCAUCAGCGGGUUCACACGGGGGAGACACCUUACAAAUGUGAGUUGUGUGGUCAGAGCUUCCGUUGGCGAUCAAAACUUUCACAUCAUCGCAAAACUCAUGGUGGUAGUACAUUUUAUGAAAGUAAGAAGAGUAGUAAGAACAUCAAAGAAUCAUCAGAAAGAUGUUCAAAAUGAUGCUUUGCAAAACCCUGAAUUCCUGUCAUCAUUGAGUCUCAUAAGAGAGAAAACACUUGUGUUAGUUUAGUUGGUAUUUAAGCAAUAAUUGAACAUAUCUCAGUUUUCACAGGAUAACACAGUGGAGAAACCCUGUAAGUGGUGUGGUGAGUCUUAGUUCAGAAUCACUUAGGGGGUAGUAGUACUUAGGAAAAGAGUUUGGUCUGACCUUUAACACAAGUAUAAUGAUGGGUAUACCAGAACUGAUACCCACUAGAAUGUAAGCUCCACGAGGGCAGGGACUUUGCUGCUAAGUCUACACAGCCCUCAAAGCUAGAGGCAUCGUCAUUCUGUACUUCAAGUUAUAUUACAAAAGCUAGAGGCAUCAUCAUUCUGGACUUCAAGUUAUAUUACAAAACUUCAAGAAAUAAAACUGUAUGGUACUGGCACAAAAAUAGACACAUUGGUCAAUAAAACUAUAGAAAACCCAGAAAUGACCCCAUAAUUAUAUGGUCAGUUAAUCUACGACAAAGCUGGAAAGAAUAUGCUAUGGGAAAAAGAUAUUUUUUUCAACAAAUGGUGUUGGGAAAACUGGACAGCCACAUGCAAAAGAAUGAAAUUGGACUACUUUCUUAACACCAUACACAAAAAUAAAUUCAAAAUGGAUGAAAGACCUAAGUGUGAGACCUGAAACCGUAAAAGUCCUUGAAGAAAGCACAGGCAGUAAUUUCUCUGACAUCAGCUGUAGCUAUUUUUUUCUAGAUAGGUCUCCUGAGGCAAGAGAAACAAAAGCAAAAAUAUAUUAUUGGGACUACAUCAAAAUAAAAUCUGUAUAGCAAAGGAGACUAUCAAAACUAAAAGGCAACUUACUGAAUGGGAGAAGAUACUUGCCAGUGACAUAUUUGAUAAGGAGUUAAUGUCCAAAAUAUAUAAAGAAUUUAUUAAAUUCAACAAAGAAUGAAUAAUGCAGUUAAAAAUAGGCACAAGACAUGAGUAGACGUUUCUUCCAGAGGAAAUCCAGAUGGCCAACAAACACAUUGAAAAGAUGCUCAGUGUCACUUAUUGUCAGGAAAAUACAAAUCAAAACUACAAUGAGAUAGCACCUCAUGACUGUCAGAAUGGCUAAACUCAAGAAACAACUGGUUUUGGCGAGGAUGUGGAGAAAGGGGGAACCCUCCUGCACUAUUGAUGGGAACGCAAACUGGUGCAGCCACUGUGGAAAACAGUAUGGAGGUUCCUCAGAAAGUUAAAAGUAGAACUACCCUAUGAUCUAGCGAGUGUACUACUAGGUAUUUACCCACAUAAUACAAAAAUACUAAUACAAAGGGAUACACACACCCUAGUGUUUAUAACAGCAUUACUUACAAUAGCCAAACUAUGGAAAGAGCCCAAGUCACCGCCAACUGAUGAAUGGAUAAAGAAGAUGUGUAUAUAUACAAUGAAUAGUAUUCAAGCAUAAAAAAAGAAUAAAAUCUUACCAUUUGCAACAACAUAGGUAGAACUAGAGAUUGUUAUGCUGAGUGAAAUAAGUUGACAAAUACUGUAUGAUUUCACUGUAUGAUUUAAGAAACAAAGCAAAUGGGGUGCCUGGGUGACUCAGUUAAGCAUCUGCCUUUGGCUUAGGUCAUGAACCCAGGGUCCUGGGAUCGAGCCCCACAUCAGGCUCCCUGCUCAGCAGGAGAGUCUGCUUUUCCCUCUGCCCCUGCUUGUAUGCUCUCUCUCAAAUAAAUAAAUAAAAUCUUAAAAAACAAACAAAACAAAUGAGCAAAGGGAGAAAAAGAGAGGCAAACCAAGAAACAAACUCUUUAUAUAGAGAACAAGCUGUUACCAGAGGGGAGGUGGUUUGGGAGAUGGGGAUUAAGGAGAGCACUUAAACGAUGAGCACUGGGUGAUAUAUGGGAUUGCUGAAUCACCAUAUUGUACACCUGAAACUAACACACUGUAUGUGAACUAACUGGAAUUUAAAUAAAAGUUUUAAAAGAUCUACACAGCCUUAACAUUGACUAGCACUUGUAGGUGUGCUCACUGCUUGUAUGUUAAACAAACAUAGGAAGAUUGAUCCAGAGGAGGAAACCUGCAAAGUAAAAUUAAUUCAGGAAAAUGAACAUUUGUGGAAGUGUAGAAAACCACCUGAUCUUAAAUCCACAAUAUUAAUGUAAUUACUACAGUUGGUUCUUCUCUUCCCACAGCCUCUGUUCUCAAGUUGGAUUCUUAUCUGGGCCCUUGUCUGGUUUUCCAAGGAUUGUAUACAGUGUAUAUUGAACUAUCUUUUGUAAUUUUUCUGACAGUACAAACUGGAAAAAUGUUUUAUAUUAGCUAGGAUUUAACUGCAUUUCACACACCUAAUCUUUUUUAUCUAUCAAUGUUAAGGCAGGAAUUUAUUGUAACACUUUGAAAGUGUCACCAGUAGUUACCAAUAACAAUUUUUUAAAAAGAUUUUAUUUAUUUAUUUGACAGACAGGGGAUGCAAGCAGGGAGAGGGAGAGGGAGAAGCAGGCUUCCUGGUCAAGCGGGGAGGCUGAUGUGGGGCUCAAUCCCAGGAUACUGGGACCAUGACCUGAGCCAAAGGAGACACACAAUUACUGAGCCACCCAGGCGCCCCAACAAUUUUCUUAAUCAGCCUUGAAUUGGUGAUUUCUAACUGCAUUUCCAUCCCAACUCAAAAUGUUUGUCUUCUAAUUACUGUAGUAUUUAUCAAAACUUCUCACAUAGGGUCUGUAUUUUAUUCCCCACACCCAUGAAAAGAAUGCCCCCCAAAUUUGUGGGAAUUUGAUAAUUUUAUCAAAUGUAUUUUUUGAGGCAAGAUUGAUAGUUAUAUGCUUUUCCCUAUUGGAAGCUCUGAAGCAUUUUUCUGGGAAAGGAGUAUAUGUCAAUAUAGAUAAUAUGUCUCUUUGAUUUGGAAAUCUUAUAUUUGGAAAUUAAGAUUAUGAGAUUAAAAUACCAAAAAGAUGAGCACCA
This is a messenger RNA of Mustela lutreola (European mink), 5328 nucleotides long. Its product is annotated as zinc finger protein 226-like. Gene Ontology annotation, molecular function: histone H3K4 methyltransferase activity; histone H3K36 methyltransferase activity; DNA-binding transcription repressor activity, RNA polymerase II-specific. Lineage: Eukaryota; Metazoa; Chordata; Mammalia; Carnivora; Mustelidae. The coding region runs from base 238 to 2391 and encodes 717 amino acids. The transcript has 4 exons. The record is from RefSeq and is a predicted model, not a curated record. Gene Ontology annotation, biological process: negative regulation of transcription by RNA polymerase II; positive regulation of reciprocal meiotic recombination. Gene Ontology annotation, cellular component: nucleus.